AUGGCAACGACUGAGACAACAAUGGCCCAACAGUCCGGCGAGCUGCCGAAUACCGUCGAAUCGCAGAACCAACAGGACAGUGAGACCGGGACGAGCUCCAAACGACAAAAGUCUCGUCACAGGGCUUCAGUAGCGUGUGCAAGCUGCCGUGAGAGACGCAUUCGGUGUGUCGUGCCGCAGGGAGAAAACCACUGCCUCCAAUGCCAGCGGGCUGGAACGGAAUGUGUUAUUAAGAAUGAUGAUGAAAGAAGACGUCCCGUUUCACGAGCCUACAUGAGCACAUUGACAGAUCGUGUUGCUUUGCUGGAGUCUAUGCUGAAGGAGAGAGGAGUGGAAGCCCCUCCCGUCUCCUAUCCCCCGAAGACUACGAGAGGUACUCUCUACGCAGACGGAGAUGAAUCACCAGCAAGAGGCACAACCCAACCACCGCAGUCCUCAGGGAAGAGCGACACUCUCAACACCGAUGGUAUAAGCCCUGCCAGCGCCCCAGACGACAAUGUCGAAGAUUCACAUGGCGGCUCCAAUGCAAGCCUUGACGGCCAACAUGACCGUGGCGAGCAUGAAAACAGCAUCGGAACACCAAUUGACGAUAAGAAGGACGGGAUCGUGAAUCGGUUGCUUUCGACACGAGGUCAUCUCUCUUUUGAUCAGCUCAGUGGUCGACUACGGUUCUAUGGCGGCACCGUGAAUUGCCACAUCUACUCAGAGCUGGACGUCGACGACUCCAAGAACACCCGCGAAAGUGUCGAGCAAGCUAGAAGAUCAGAGAAGUGCAUCAGAACGCUGCCGAUUGAGACCCAUGAGUAUCUCAUGCAGCUGUUCUGGCAACACUACAACUCUGUACUGCACGUUGUACAUGAAUGUGCUUUUAAUGAAGACCGAGAGCACGGUUGCACACAGUUCUAUUCGGGAUUUCUGCACGUCUGUAUUCUGGCGAUGGCUUACCGCUUCAGCGAUAAGUCUCGACCAGACAUCCAGCGCUUGUCCUUGCCAGACCGGGAGAGCACACUUCACAGAGAAGCGAAGUACAUGCUUGACUUAGAGCUGGAAAGACCAGGCGGAAUCCCAUCCAUUGCGGCUCUCCUCAUUCUCGGCGACUCCGAGGUUGGCGUUGGCCGUGAUAAUGUCGGGUGGAUGUACGCCGGCAUGGCCAUGCGACUAUGUUACGACAUUGGGUUGCAGCUCGAUAGUCGACAGGCCGGCCUGUCCCAGCGAGAGAUGGAAAUUCGCAAAAUGACUCUCUGGGCUUGCGUAAUAUAUGAUCGAUACUGGUCGCUCUUCCUUGGUCGACCACUGACCAUGAAAAGUGUCGAUCUUGACAUCUACUCCCUCUCCGCGCAGUUCGAACGGCUAGGCACCUGCAUGCCAGCCGGACCAGGAAAGAGCAUCAACACAAGGAUCUACGAAGCUCUCAUCGAACUCAUGGAGAUUGCCGGCAAAAUCGUAGAGCAUGCCGAAUUCCGUCAAUCUCACGAGAUGAUACAAGGACCGGACCAACAAGCAUACUUCAAGAUGGCUGGACUUGAUCGAGAUCUUCAUAACUGGGUAUCUCGUCUCCCUGCUGAUCUUCGCUAUGCCGAGGAGAACCGAGUCAAUGCUCCCUACUCUUUUUACUUGCUACAUCAACAGUACCACGCAGUAUUGAUCCUCCUUCAUCGACCCUUCGCGCGAUACGACGACCCAAGCACUGGGGAAACAGACGAAGUCAGUGCACUGGAUAGCCAUUUCUCUCGAGCAAGCAGAGCCAUCUGCACGAAGUCUGCAGUCACGAUGGCUCGGAUCUUUUGGCAGCAUCGACAGAAGUUUGAUGGAAAGAAGAUUUUCUGCGUUGGUAUGCAGCACGCCGGUGCAGCGGCGACAGCUCUCAUCUCGGCUCUCGCAUACAUCCCAGAUGCGAGUGACCGCAACAACAACAUGCAGUACCUAGAAGUAUUGCACGCUGCCCUGCAAGACAUGGCACAUGCCUACCAGCCUGCCGAGAGGAUGGCUGCCGUUUUGAACGCUUGUAUGAUUGAGCUUCGAGGUGGACCGAUUAGUCCAGGCAAUACCACAAUCCCAGCCCGGCGCGACAGCACGCUUUUGGAAGGUGAAAAGCCACCCUUGAAACGGAGACAGACGAAUCGAUCCUCGAACAAGAGCGGUACUAUGCAGCCACCACGGACCACCACUCGUAGAUAUCGAUCAAGUGACGUGAGCACCGACUAUAGCAUGCAAUCACAAGUACCGCCCCUGACUUCAGGAGACUACGUGAUGGUCACACCCCAUACUGAGAUUCCAUGGCCGACGAUGCUGUCCAACGACAGCAGUCAAGGUCCGAUGCUACCCACGCCAGACACGAAUGGAAUGAGCUCACCAGAACGACGACAAGAAUGGAUCAACCAGAUUGGAACGGAUUUCCCCCAAGUGCCACCAAUGACAGGUAUACCUGGAAUCCCAGACGGAGACGUCAGCAGUUUGGAGUUCUUGCAUUUGCCUUCGGAAGAUGACUGGGCCAGAUGGCAUUCAGCAGCCGGUGGUGACGUGACGACAGAUCUUGACGGCUUUCCACCUCGAGGAAGGUUUCAGACGAGUAACUUUGCUUCUCCGCCGAUGAGUGGAAUCAUGAAUGGAUGA
Molecule: messenger RNA, 2613 nt
Organism: Zasmidium cellare ATCC 36951
Lineage: Eukaryota; Fungi; Ascomycota; Dothideomycetes; Mycosphaerellales; Mycosphaerellaceae
Exons: 3
Coding region: 1-2613 (870 amino acids)
Biological process (GO): DNA-templated transcription; regulation of DNA-templated transcription
Molecular function (GO): DNA binding; DNA-binding transcription factor activity, RNA polymerase II-specific; zinc ion binding
Source: RefSeq, a predicted model, not a curated record